AUGAAUGAUAAUAACUUAAACAACCUUAUACAAAAAAUAGGUCAUCACAUAGAUGAUAUAAGAGAUAGAUCAAUAAUCAUGUUAAUACAAAAAUAUGAAAAAAAUUUAAUAGAUGAAACAGAUAUUAAAAAAAGGGAUUACUUUUUUUAUAUAAUACUUCAUUAUAUUAAUGAUAGAAAUUCAUAUAUUUCUCUAAAAAGCUUAAUGAAUAUUUUUUCAUUUAUCCAUUCUAUUAUAAAAAAAGAUGAAGAAAUAAAAAAAAAAUUUGAAGAAAUAGAUAUAAUCAAAUAUAUGAACGAAUUUUUAACCCAUUUUAAAAAUAAUGAAGAAAAAUACAAAUCAAAUAAUCAUAAUAUAAAUCCAGAUGUAAAAAAUGAUUUUCAGAAUGAUAAUAUAUAUAUAAAAAAUUAUGAAAAAUCUUUAAUAGAAGAUAGUGAUAAAGAAUACAACAAAAUAAUUACAAUUCUUUAUGAAUUAAUUAAUCUAUAUUAUGGGAAAAAGGAAGAAUUUUUAAAAUCUAAUUCUAAUAAAAAUUCACCCAUUCAAAAAGAAAAAUUUUGUUACGAAAAAAAUAAAGAUAGUAAUGAAGAUUUAAAUAAUAAUACGAAUCAUUUAAAUGAAAAUUAUUCAAUUAAACAUGAUGGAACUAACGUAAAAAAAAAGGAAUAUUUUAAAGAGAGUAAUUUUACUAAUAUUAGUGACCAAUUAUGUGAAAAUGAUUUAAAUAGUGAACAUAUUGAAACAAGAAACACCAAUAAUAUAAAACAAAGCAUUUUAAACAUUUGUAAAAGUGAUCUUAAUUUAAAAAAUAAAGAAUAUAUGAAAAAUGAAAACCCAGAAUAUUUAGAAAAGAAAAAAAAAACAUUAAAUAGUGAUAAUAACUCUCUUUGUAAGAAUGAAAAUAGUUUGUGUAAUAAAACAGCUUUAUCUAAUAAUAGUGAUCAUAUUAUUUUAGAAAAAGAUCGAAUAAAUUUAAAUCAGAUAAUUAAAAAAAAUAAUUGUAUAAAUAUUUUUACAAAAAAUAAUUGUGUAAAAAGUAGUGAAUUUGAAUAUUACAACACCUUGUAUUGUAUUAAAAGUAAAAUAAACGAAAAAUCUAAAUAUUUAUUAUUAAAAUAUAAGAAAAAUAAAGUUAAUAAAAAAAAAGAAUAUAAUGCAUAUAACAAUUAUGUAACACCUAUAUCUGCCUGUAACGAUAAUAACAACAUUAACUAUAAAUGUAUUUUAAAUAACUAUACUUUUUUUUAUUUAUUUAACUUUUUUGAUUGUUUUGAUAUAUUUAAAAAAAAUUUUUUAAGUAUAAAUGAUAUAAAAAGCAAAGAAGAGUUAUUUGAAAAAAAAACCAUCAAAGAGAAGGAUAAUCAAAAUAUAAAAAAUGAUACCCAAAAUCAGGAAGACAAAAAAAAAAAAAAUAUCAAAGAUAAAAAAAAAAAUUAUAUGGAUUAUUAUUCAAUAUAUUUAAAAAAUAAUUAUUUAUUUAAUCAAAAUUUUGCCUAUAAAAUAAUAAAUUAUAUUAAUAAAAUGAAAAUUUUAAUCUUCAGUAUAAAAAUGAAAUUCAAUUAUUUUGAAAUAUUAGGAAUUAACAUAAUAAAAAAAAAAAUAAGUGUAGAUGAUUUGAUAUACAUGAAUAAAGAAAUAAAUAAAAUAUUAAACGAAUAUAUAUAUAUUUUUAAUAAAGACAUAUUAUUAUUUAAUUAUAAAUUUUUAUAUACAUUAAGUUACAAUAUUCAUUAUAUUUAUAAAAGUUAUGUUGAAAAUAACCAAUUAACAAAUGAUUUUAAUCAUGUAAAUAAUAUUGUAAAUAAUUUAUCAUAUAUAAUAUAUAUAGUAGUAUAUAGUUUAUAUAUAAAUCUAGAUAAAGAAUGUUUGUGUAAUCACAUAUGUAAUAUUUAUAUAAAUAAUUUUUUUUUUUUAAUUAGUCAAAAUCUUUUUUAUUUACUUCUAAUUUGCGUAAAUAAAGAAAAUGAUAAUAUCUAUCUAAAUAAUAAUGAAGAAAAAAAAUAUUUUUUAGAUAAUAAUAAUAAAAAAAUAACUCAAUUAAUUAAUAAUAUAAAUUUGUAUUACUAUAAUACUCAUAUGAAAAAAUUGCAAAAUAUAGAAAAUAAGGAAACUUUAGAAAUAAAGGAAAAUGAUAUAUAUCAUUAUUUAUUAAUAACAGAGAAUAAUUGCAUAUAUUUUUUUAAAUUCAUUAUUUUGCAUAUUUUUGAAAUAUUAAAAAAUACUUAUUGUAAAAUUAGUAAAAUAAGCCAGAAUUGUGUAACUUUGAAUUUCCAAUUAGACAACUUUGUAAUUAUAUAUGAUUUUAUAUAUAAUUUGUUAAUUCAUUAUUUUAAUGAAGAGAGUAAACAAAUUAAUGAACAUUUAGAAAUUUUAGUUGAUUUUAUUAAGGUAAGUAAUUUUUAUCAAUGUAAUAAUAAAAAAAAAAAGAAAAUGAAUUCAAGUGCUUCAGAAGAUAUGUUAAUAAAUGAGCUAAAUAAUUUUUCUUCCACAUCAAGUCCUACUGAUGAUUUAACAAAUAACAAACUUGAUAGUAUUGAAAUUUUUUCAAACAAUAUAUAUAAAUACACUUAUAAAUAUACUUUAAAGCAAAUCGAAAUACUAAAAAUUAUAUGUCUAUAUAUUAAUUACACACCUAUAUCUUUUAUUUUAAUGAAAAAGAUAAAAAAAGAUUUAAUUGAUAUUUUUAAAAUGUUCCUAUUUGAUAUUAAUUUAAAUACCCACAACUGCGAAAUUUUACAUUUUUUUGAAGUUUUCUUUUUUUUUUAUGAUUAUGAAAUUUAUAAAGAUUACAAUGAAUUUUUACUCUAUUAUUAUUCAUUCGUAAAUUUAUUUUUCUCUGAUAAUACAAAUCAAUUAGAUAUAUCUACUUUUAUGGGUAUUAAUAAUAAUAUAUUUCAUUUUUUUUUUUUCCUCCCAAUUAAUUAUUACACACUUGAUAAUUUUUUAGACAACUAUUACUACAAAUAUAUAAAAAAAGAUAACACCAAAUAUGAUGAUAUUUUUUUUAAUUCAAAUAAUACCAAUAAUACAAUAUUUGAAACAUUUGAUUCAUUAAGCAAAUCAUUUACAGAAAAUAAUGAAUAUGAUAUUAAAGAUUCUGAAGAAAAUUAUAUAAAAAAUUUAUUUUCUAUUUUAAUAGAAAAAGUGGGAUAUAUUAAUAAAAAUGAGAAUAUUAAUGGAUAUGAGAAACAUAAUAAAAAUGAUAAUUAUGAGAACAAUAACAAUUUUUGCUCAAAAUUUGUCGAAAAUAUAACAAAUAUAUUAAUUGAAAAUAAUUUAAAAAUGAUGUUUAAUAGCUUUAUUUUGCUAUCAUCUGAAUAUAAUAAUGUAUCUAAUUAUGUGAAUACAGAUGAAAAAAGUGUAUCAAUGUAUCAAUAUAUUGUUGAUAAAUUAAAAGAUUACAAUAAAAUUUUUGUAUUAACUUUUGAUAAUCUUCCUGAAAAUAAAAAAAAUACUCAGGAAAGCAUUAAAUUUGUGAAAUUAUUCAAAAAUUUUCUUCUUCUUUUACAUAAUAUCAUUUCAUUAAUAUAUAAUUAUAAUACAACAAUUGUUUUUUUUUUUUUUAACUUUAUCUUUAAUAUUAACCAUGAAAAACCUAAUUUUUUUAAAAAAGACAAAAAAUUAAAUGAUAAUGAUUUAGAUACCUUAAGUGAUUUCAAUACAUAUAAUUAUGAAUUGGAAAAUACUGAAAAAAUAAACCAUAUCAAAUAUAAUGAAUACUUUGAGAAAAACAUUCAUAAAGAUAUUAAUUUAAAUGAAGAUAUCGACGUUAUUAAUUACAAUGAUACUUAUUGUAACAAUAUAUAUAGUGAAAAUAUAAAGGAAAAUGUAAAUAAAAGUAACAAAGAAGAUAAUAAUAAUAACAUUAAUGAAAAUAAUUUUGAUAAUAAUCAAUCUGAAAAUUAUAACACUUAUGAGGAUACUUAUUUUUGUAGCAAAAUGCUUAAUCAAAAGAGUUUUAAAAAAAACGAAGAACAUAAAAUGAAUCAAAAUAUUUUUAAUAACAAAAUAUAUAAAACUGAUUAUUACGAAAGUAUCAAUAAAAAAAAAUUAUUUUUUGAUAAAUAUAAAAAAGAGCAAUGCUUUACCGAAAAUAUUAAUCAAAUUGAAAACAGUUCAAAUUCUGUAUUUAAUAAUAUUAAUAACCAUGAUAACUUAGAAAAACAAAAUUAUUCAACAGACAUUUUUUUAUCUUCUAUCCAAAUAAAUGAAUUUAUAGAUAUAAUAUAUGAAAUAUGCAUAUAUAGCAAAAAAGAAAUAAAAAAUUAUUAUAUUUUUUUUAUAUUGGAAAAUAUUAAAAAUAAUAUAUUACGUUUAUUUGAUACAUUAAAAGGAAAGGAUAUCAAGGAAAAAGGAUUUAUUUUAUCAAAAAUUAAAAUUUAUACAAAAAUUUUGCUUUUAUUAAAUUAUAUUAAAAAAAAAUAUAUCAUAGUAUAUGAGCAAUCUGUAUAUAAUUCUUUUCAUUUCUUAUAUGAAAAUUACUUUUGUGGAUAUUUUAUUUUAAAUAAGAAAAAGAAAUCAAUAGAAGAAAUAGUAAAUGAUAAAAUAUAUUUAUAUCAAAAUGUUUUUUUAAAUAUACAUAACAUAUAUUUUUACAUAUUUCAAAAAAAAAAGAAAAGAAGAAAUUUCUCACUUAAAAUUUUCUGGAAAUGGUAUCAUCAAUUCAAAAUAAUGUUUAGUAAAGUAAAAAUAGAUGAAUCAGAUAAAAAAAAUUUAAAUUCUAAUAAUGAUAUAAAGAUUACUAAUGAUGAGAAUAGAAAUUUUUUAAAAAAUGAGAACCAUUAUAAAAAUAAUUUAUAUGAAGAAUUUUAUAAAAAUGAAAUAAAUAGAAAAGACAGAAAUAAUUUAGACAGUAACUAUCAUAAUAUAUUUAAGUAUACUAACGACUGGAAUACUAAUGUAAAUAUUCUAAAUAUUUAUGUUAGUGAUUUUUUAACUAAACAGUGCAUAAGAGAAGAAACAGUAAUCAUUGAAACAUUGUCUAAUAUUGAUAUUAAUAAAGAAUGCUGUUUAGAAAUUUUUAAUCAUAUAAUAGUAUUUAUAUUAAAAAAAAAUUCCUGUUUUAUCAGUAAAAAUAUGCAAGAAGAACAAAAUAAUGAAGUGUUCCUUUGCAUUUAUGAAAAAGUAUUUAAUCUGUAUUUAAAAUUACUAAAAGAAAUUUUAAUAAAAGAGGAAACAAAAUCAUACAACAUUGAAAUAUUUAUAUAUGUAUUAAAAAUAAUAAUUUUACUUCUAAUCACUAAUUAUAGAAAUAGCAAUAUAUGUAAAAGAAUCUAUAAGGAAAAGUAUUUUUUUUUGUCUCAUUUAUAUUGUUUUUUUUUCAUUAAUAAUGAAGUUAUAAAAGCAUUGUGUAUUAGUUUAAGUUUUUAUUUAAUUUUUGACCAGAAAGUUUUAUUAUUAGAGAAACAUAGAAUAUUUUUAGAACCUUAUCUUAUCUUGGAAAAAAAAAAAGACAAAAAAGAUUUUUAUUCGUCAUUAGAUGAAAAAAAAAAUAAUACAUGGUUUAAUAAUGUAUCAAUCAAUCUGAAAAAUUUUUUAAUUGAUGAAAUAAAAAAAGAACACAUUGAUGAAUAUGUAAAUAAUAAAGAAAGUAUUAAUACUUGUGUUGAUGUUUUAAAAAAUUCAGUUUUACUAAAAAAAUAUAAAAUGAGCUUUUUUAAUUUGAACAGAAAAAAUAAAUAUAUAGAAAAUGAUUUAUGUAAUUUUGAGAAUACAUAUGAAAAUACUUUUAAUAUAGAAAAUAAAAUAGUUUAUUUUAUUCCUUUUUGGCUUUAUAAAAAGUUACAAUCAAAUAAUUUUUUGUUUAUGAUUAAAAAAUUAAAAUCUUUCUUUUUUUUUUCUACAAAAUUUUCAUAUUUACACAUAUUUCAUGAUUCUAAUAUAAAUAGCAAAGAAAAGGAGUUAUGCUUUUAUGGUAAUUAUAAUAAUAAUAAUAUGUUUUUGUCUUUUUUCUUGUUUAUUAAUAAAUAUUAUUAUUUAAUUAAAAAUAUAAAAAAUAUAAAAAAUAUCCAAAUAAAUAAUAAUUACCAUCAAAAUACUAUUCCCAUUUUAAAAAGAAAAAACAUAUUUAAUGAAAACACAGAGAUUCCUAUUUUCAAAAAAAUUACUAAUAUGAAUUCUUUUCUUUUUUUAAAUCUUAAAAUGGAGAAAAUAUAUAUAUCAGAAUAUAAUACUUACAUACGUAAUUUAUUAUCAAAAUUAAAAUUACUACCAAUUCUCAAUGAUGGGAUAGAAGAAGUCAAUUUUAAUUAUUUAUAUGAUUUAAAUAAAUUAUUUUUCAUCUUAUAUAAUUAUUAUAUGGAAUUAUUAUAUGUAGAAAAUAAAUUUGAAAAAAAUAAGGAAAUCCAUUCAAAAAAUUCUGAAGGUAUGGAUAACAAUAUAAAUAAAUUAAUAAAUUUCAAUAAAGAUCAUAUAAAAAAUAUUUAUUAUUUAUUUGAAAAUGAUUGUAAUGAAAUUAUUAAUAUCAUAAAUUUUGUAUAUAAUAACAUAUUUCCUUAUGUAAACAAGUUACUAUUUUUCAUUUAUAACCAUUUAAUACUUAUUAACAAGGAAAACCAUGUAAAUAAAAAUAUUUUUAUACAUAAAUAUAUAUUAUUACUUGAUCAAUUUCUAAAUGUACUAGAUAUAUGUUUAUAUAUUGAUUUAAUAUUUCAGAAAAAAGAUAAGGAAAAAUCAAAAAUUAACAAUUUAAAUAAAGAUAUAGAUUUAUUUAUUUUUAUUUAUAAAUUAUUAUAUAUUUCAGUAGCCACAUCUACAUUAAAAAAUAAAAUUUCUAUUUUUUCUUUGAAUUUGUUGUAUAAUUUCGCAAAAUUAGAAAAUUACAGUCUUAAAAUGAAGUAUAACUGUUAUAAUAGUAAUGAAAAUAUAAAUUCUGAUAUAUGUGAAAAUAAGGAAAAAAAAAAUUCUAUUUUAUUAAAAGAUGAAGAACAUAAAAAUAAAAUAAUUAUUGAAAAGAAUAAGAACUUAUCAAAUUUAGUUAAUUUUUUAUUCUUCAUUAUUUCAAAAUUUACAAAAAAAAUAAUAAAAAAAAGUCAUAAAAAUAGUAAAAGUACCAAUUUUUAUUCUAAUAUAAUAAACAUAUAUGAAAUUGAAAAAAAUUUAGAUGUAGAAAAUGUUAAUUUUCAACAUCAUGAAAAAGAUUAUCUUAAAUUAGAUUUAUUUUUUUUAAAAAACAUUAUGUCUAUGCUGCAUGUAAUUAUGAGAAAGGGAUGCUUUAUUGAUAUUUAUUUAAAAAACGAUGAUUUGCUACAUAUAAAUUUAGAUACACUAAAAAAAUAUGAUUACAAACGUUUCAUUGAUAAAAAAUUAGAAGAUGAACAUACAUAUAAUGUGAAUAAAAAUUUUGAAGAUAAAGUAAUAAUAAGCAACCAUGAACAACUUAAUAAUAGUACUAUGAUUCAAGAAUUAGAAAAUGAUAAGAGUAUUUUAGACGAAAAUAUAAAAGAUUUAAAUAAAUUCAAACAUAUAUUUUUAAAUAGAUAUAUGAAUAUAUUGAUAAAUUUCUGUAACAUUUAUAAUGACAUUGUUAUUGAAUGCUUAUAUAUACAAUUGUUAUUAUUUUUUUUUAAAUACAUACUACAAAUAUUAAAAGCAGAAAUUUCUAAAGAAUAUUUAAAAAAUAACUGUAGUUCAAAACAAAAAAUUUUAGUUUAUUUUUUAAAAUACUAUAAGGCAGAUAAACAUAUAUGCAAAUUUUUAAAAAAAAUAUAUUUAAUUAUUUUAAAAUAUACCAUAUAUAUGCAAAAUAUAAAAUUUGUAAAAGAUAAUUAUGAAUAUCAGAUGAACAGAAAAAAUUGGGAAACUGAAAAAGAGGAUUAUAAAAAUAAAGAAAAAAAAAACGAAAUGAAUAAGUAUAACUAUUUAUUAAAAGAGGAUGAGAUUAAUAAAAAUUAUUGCAAAUUAUUUUAUGAUUACACAGUAGAUAAAUAUAAAAAUUGUGAAGAAAUUACAGAUGAUGAAGAAUAUGAAAAUUCUUAUAAAAAGAAAGACAAUGUGCUAAAUUCAAAUUAUAUAUGUAUGAUGGAUUUUUAUUGUUGUAAUUGCGAAGAGCAAAAAAUUUUGUUUUUAUCAAUUAUAUUUUUUCUAAGUUUUUUUUUAGAUAAAUUCCCUUUUUUUUUUCACCUAGAAAAUAACAGACAUUUAUCUAAAGAAGUUAACUAUGAAAAUAAAAAAAAAGAUAACAUUAUUGUAUUAUGUGAAUAUAUUUUACAUUUUUUAGGUAAAAAAAAUAUAUAUAUUAAUUUUUCUAUUUUAGAAGAAGCAAAAUUAUUUGAAAAAUAUUUUAUAAAAAUAUUUAUAAAGUUACUUUUUUGUGAUGGAAAAGAAACUAUGAAUAAUCUACAAAAAUACGAAAUUUUUUUUUAUAAAAAAAAGUCAGAAACGUAUAUUCAAAACAAUUCAAAAAGUAAAUUAUAUACAAAAGAAGAAAAUGAAAAAAAUAAUGAAAAAAAGAACAGUGAUAAUAGUAGCAGUAUUAAUACUAAAAUAAAGAAAACAGAAAUUGAAGAAAGUGAAGACACAAGUAUAAACAAUAUUAAAUACAACUAUGAUAAUGUAGAUGAUAAAAAAAAUCAUUCAAAAAAAAGAAAUCGUAAUAGUAAUUUUUACUCUAAUUAUACAAUAUUUUUUACUAAGAAUAUGAUGGAUGAAAAUUGCUUUUAUAUAAAUCAUUUCAUUAAUUAUUUUUUGGCAGAAAAAAAAGCAAAAAAUUAUUUAGAUUUUAUUUAUGAUAAAAUUUAUUAUUAUAUAUUAAUUGUAAGUAUGUGUUUUAAGGAUAAAAAUAUUCUAUCUAUACUUCUUUCAAAUAAUGAAUUAUUUUAUGAGGAAUUUAAUGAAAUGAUUCAGGAAUACUUAAAAUUUGUAUUAAAUAAUAAAGAAGAAGUAAAUAAAAAGAAAAAAAAAAAUGAAAUGAUGAUUCAGAAUUUAUUGUAUAUAUUUGUGUCAUAUAUUUAUAUAUAUUUAAAUGAUCUUUAUAAUAUAUUUUUUAAGCAGAUUAAAAAUGUACUAACACUUCCCUCUUUUUUUCAAAACAUAAUAUAUAUAAGUGACACGAAUUUGAAUAUUUUUUAUGAAAAUAAUACCAUAAAAAUGGAAAAUUUAUCAAUUAAUGUUUUUUACGAAAGUCUUAUAAAUAAAAAAAAAAAGGAAUGGAAUAAAAAUUUAGAAAAUUAUACAGAUGAAAAUAUUAAAAAUAUAAUAAUUAAUAAUAUUUUUCGUAAUAAUAAUAUAUAUUUAUUUAUUUUGUACAUAAUAAAUGACAAUAAAUAUAACUUAACAAAAGAAAAAAAAAUAAAUAAUAGUUAUUCUGUUUUCUAUGAUUACGAAGAUGAAGUAAAACUAAAUUUUAAAUUAGAAAAUAUUCAUUUAGAAUUUAGGAAGAAUAAUAAAAUAUUUAUAAAUAAAAUAACUACGAACAUUAUUUUAUUUUUCCUUCUAUUUUUUUAUGAUUAUUACUCUUACAACUAUGAAAUAAAAGAAAAUAUUUUAAUGCAAAUAGCUAGACACAUUGUAGAACAUUUUUCUAGCUUUUUUAAUGUAGGUUUUUUAAAUGUUUAUGAAAAAUACUGUGAAAUUAUAAAAACCAUUAAUUUAAAAAAAAAAAUAAAUAAUAAACCUUUAAAAUAUGGAUUAAAUAAAAACAUAAAAAAUUUUUUAGAGAAAGAUUGUUCUUUAAAACAGACAUUUAUGAAAAAUAAAAAAAAUGAACUAAUUGAAAAAAGCAAAACAAAAAAAAAUAGUUUAGGUCCUAUAAGAAACUUGAAGAACUUACGAACAACUAAUAAUUUAUCAAAGAAAAUGAAUGAAAACACGAAAAAAAGAGAAGAAAUAUUAAAAGAAAAAAAACAUUUGGAGAGAAUUAAUAAUGAAGAAGAAAAUACAAAAAGAGAAGAAAGAAAAAAUUUAGAAUUAAAAAGGGAAGAAGUAAAAGACGAAAUAAAGAAACUAGAAGCAAAAGAACAAAAUAUAAAUGAAAGUAUAAAAAAAGAGGAAUUAAAAAAAUUAAAAACAAAAAGGGAAGAAAUAAUAAAGAAUAUGAAUGAAGAAAAAAAAAAAUAUAAUAUCUUAAAAAAUGAUGUUUUGAAAAAUAAAAAUGAAUUUAAUGAAUCAAAUAAUGAAUAUAGUGAUCUAACAAAAAAUGGCAUAUAUAUAAUAACAACAAUAAAAGAAAGAAUAAAAAGGAAUAAGAAGUUGCUAUCUUUAUAUACAACCAAUUGUUUUAGAAUAAUACAAAUAUAUAAUAAUAUUUCUUCUUUAAUUUUUAAAUAUAAAUAUAUAAUAUAUCUUUUACAAAAAUUUUCACAUUUUACAAAUAAAAAUAUUGUUGAAUGUAUUUACAAUUCAUUUAACUUUUAUUUAAAUAAUCACUUCAAAGCUGAAAUGAAAUAUUUAAAUGAAAAAAAUAUAGUUCAUUUUGAUAAGGAAAUUGGAUACUUUUCAUAUAUUUAUAUAAAUUAUUUUUUUAACUUUUUAUGUUGUUUUAUAAUAUAUGACAUUUCAGCUUUAUAUAAAUUUUGUUGUAAUACUUUCAAAUGCAUAGAAAUAAUUAAUAAUUAUUUUAAAGAUUUAUUAUUGAGUGAAAAAGGAAUAUACAUUUGCAUAAUUAUUUUAAACUUCUAUUUAAUUAUUAUUAAUUCAUAUUUUUUUGAUUUUUCUUUUUAUGAAAAUACCUUGUGUUUAAUAGAGGAAGAAAAUAAGCAAACAAACGAUAAAUUAAAUAUAAGAAACCAUAUUACUAAUUAUUUAAAAAAUAAAAAAAAUAAUAAGGAAGAAGAAGUUACUUAUUUUAUAUGUAUUAAAAAACUAAGUAAUGAAUUCAAUAAAAGCAAAUUUUUUCUUUAUUUAAUUAAUUACGUUAUUAAUAAUUUAGAUAAUAACAUAAAUAAAACCAAAAUAGAAAUAGAAAAUAAAAAUAAUUUGAUUAUUUUAAUUUUACAAUUAUUAAGUUAUACUAUUAUUUUUAUAGAUAAUAAAAACGAGAUUUUGAAAUUAGCAAAUGUAUUAAUUAAAUACCUAAAAAAAAACGACGACAUUUUAAUAAGCUAUUAUAUUACAGUUUUCUUUAAUUCUUGUUUUAUAAAUUCCUUUUUUGAUGAAAGAUUAAUAAAUUUAUUAUUUAAUUUUGAUAAAAAAGACAAUUUGUGGUUUAAUUUAAUAUUUUUAUCAAAUAAUAAAAUGAAAAAAAAUAAAGAAGUUUUAGUGUUAAUAAAAUUUUCUAUUUUACAUAUGUAUUUACUAUUAUUGAAAAAUAAAAAUUCUUUCAAAAAAUGUAUAUUAUAUAUAUCUAGUGAUAUAAAUAUUUAUUUUGUAUUAAUUUAUAUUCUUAAUGAAAUAUUUGAAAAUUUUAAAAAUUUGAAUAAUGAAGAAAAUAUGAGCAACAAAUUAAAUAUGAAAGAGUUAAAUGUGGAAAAAAGUGAUACAAAUAAAAGAAAUUAUAAAAAAUAUUUUUACACAUAUGUUGAAUUAUUAAUUAUAGUUACUGAAAUUAUUAAAAUUCUCAAUAAUAAUGACGUUAAUAAAUAUAUUACACUUCAACAUAAUAAGGAUAAAGAUAAUUUAUCUAUUCAAUUUAAAAAUCUAUAUAAAAAAAUAAAACAUGAAUUAAAGCAUUUGGGAGAAUUAAUAAAAUUAAUAAAUUACACUAUUUUUCUUCAUCCUUUAAUGAUUAAUAUUCAUAUAUUACAUAAAUUUUAUUUAUGUAUAUAUAUAAAAGAAUUUUAUUAUUUUCAUAAAACUUUUUUUAAUUACAAUCUAUUUUUAAUAGAUUACUUACAUUUAAUAAAAAAUAAAAGAAAGAGAAAAAUGUCUAUCUCUAAUUUAGCUGAAGGUAAAGAAGAUAGUAUAUUAGACGUAUCAGUAGAAAAAAACUGGGAAAAAAAUAAUCUUAACAAUGAAAAUAAGAAACAAAAUAAUAUAUUUAAUUAUGAUUCAAAAGAAAAAAUAUAUAAAAAAGAAAAUAUAGAAAAAAAUAAAAUACAAAACUGGGAAAAUUCAAUACAAGAACCAUAUAGUUUUUAUUUUUUUUUUAAUACACCUAAACAUUAUAAUUUUCAAAUAAAUAACUUAUGCUCCUCCACACUUCAAAAUGAAUUUCAUUAUUCUCUUACAAAAAUUUUUUCUUCAUUUUUUUGUGAUCAAAAUAAAAAUUAUGUAAAUAAUUUACAGUAUAACAACGAUCAAAUUAAAAUGUAUGUUGAUUAUGUAUAUGAUAAUAUUAAUUUUGCUUUAGAUUUUUUUAAUGAUUUUUAA
Plasmodium gallinaceum is the source of this 12246-nucleotide messenger RNA. Its product is annotated as conserved Plasmodium membrane protein, unknown function. NCBI's taxonomy places the organism in Eukaryota, Apicomplexa, Aconoidasida, Haemosporida, Plasmodiidae. Gene Ontology annotation, cellular component: nucleus; zeta DNA polymerase complex. The record is from RefSeq and is a predicted model, not a curated record. Gene Ontology annotation, molecular function: DNA-directed DNA polymerase activity. Gene Ontology annotation, biological process: error-prone translesion synthesis; double-strand break repair via homologous recombination. The transcript has 3 exons. The coding region runs from base 1 to 12246 and encodes 4081 amino acids.